AUGGAUCAAAACCAGCGACGUGAAGCAGGAAAAAGAAUUAGUGGAGCUCCAGCACAAGCAGAUGGAGGCAAGAAACAGGCAGUUGGUGUUCCUGUAGCUUCACCCUAUGCUGGAGGGUAUCGCUAUGAUCGGCAAUGCAUAUACCAGCGGCAGCAAGAACAGUUGCAGCAACGGGUAAAAACCUUCUGGGAAAGACAGAUGAAGGAAAUUAAAGAGAGCAGUGAUUUGAAGAACAACUUGCCUCUGUCGAGGAUUAAGAAGAUCAUGAAGUUUGAUGAAGAUGUGAAGAUGGUAUCAAGUGAGGCUACUAUGCUGUUAGGCAAGGCUUGUGAACUGUUCAUAAUGGAGCUCACAAUGAGAUCUUGGGCUCACGUGGAGGAUGACAAAAGGAAGAUAAUUCAGAAGACUGAUGUUGCAUCUGCAAUCUCAAUGAAUGAUAUGUUUGAUUUUCUUGUUGAUGUUGUUCCCAGGGAUGACACUGUCCCAGUCAUGGCGGGACAGCAGGUGCUUCCGGCGCCAAAUCAGAAUGCUCCUUACCCUUAUAUGUCACUUCCACCACCACCACCACCACCGUAUGCUGCUCCGACAACUGCUCCUGGGAAUGCUUCUUCUUCAUCCGCUGCAAAUCCAUUCUAUUUCAACUUCAAUCCCACCCCAGAUGAACAAGGCCCUUCCAAUUCCAAUCAUCAUUGAACACAUAAAAGCUACCAAGUGAAGACAGUGCUGUUUAAGGAUGAUUUUAUGGUCUGUAUCUUCGACUUUAAAUGAA
Vigna umbellata (rice bean) is the source of this 769-nucleotide messenger RNA. The record is from RefSeq and is a predicted model, not a curated record. Lineage: Eukaryota; Viridiplantae; Streptophyta; Magnoliopsida; Fabales; Fabaceae.